This is a messenger RNA of Chara braunii, 5489 nucleotides long. NCBI's taxonomy places the organism in Eukaryota, Viridiplantae, Streptophyta, Charophyceae, Charales, Characeae. The record is from the annotation of a GenBank genome assembly.
AUAUUGCUUUCAUUCUGGAUCAACAAAUGGAAAUGCAGGCUGUUGUCAAUGAACACACAACAGGGGAUGUGGCCGUGUUGAAGGAUCAGAUACGCAAGUUGAAGGAGGAGCUGUUUCGUAUACGAGGAACAGCACAGGGUUUGUCACCACUUCGGAACUCUCUGCAAGCUUCAGGCACCAUGCUGCUAGCGGAUGCACUGAGGUCACCCGUGGGUUCGUUUGAUCUCACAAGGUCAUUGGUGGGUAAGGAAAGCCCCGGCCAAAUGACAAAGAUGCGCAGUCUGGAGAUUGUUCUGGCCGGUACCAUUCGACGAGAGCAGGCUGCACAGACUCUGCUGAGGAAAAAGGAUGCUGAGAUAGAGGAGCUGAGCCGGAUGGUUAAGUUACGUGAGGGUGAUGCCGACUGCUGCAGGAUGGUGCUGAAAAUCCGUGAUGACAAGAUCCGACGGUUGGAGGCGGUCGCAGAUGGGCUCAUAAAGAAUGCUGAUGCAUAUUUGCAGGAGGAGAACGAAAGCUUUCAAGAAGAGCUGGCUUUGCUACGCAGGAAGUUGGAUAACCACCCUGAAGUUGCGAAGUUUGCAGUGGAAAACAUGCAGCUUCUCGAACAACUCAGCAGGUACAGGGAAAUCUGCGAUCUUGGGGAGUGUGAGAGGUUGAGAGCUGAAAUUGGUGAUCUUGUCGAACAGGUUGCAAGUUUGUUAGAGUCAAAUCGGCGAAGUUCCCUAAUUUAUGGAAAGUUUGGGGUGGACAGCCAGCUGGAUCCUUCACGGUCAUUCAUUUCAGGAACACAAAAGGGCGAUGCGAGCAAGUUUGAGGUUGAAGCCCUCCAGGAGUUGUCUGAGUGCCAACGCAGUCUGGAAUCUGCCUUAGAGGCUAAUGCAAGGAUGGCGAGGCAAGUUGAUGAAAUGCAAGAAGAAAUUUUAAGUCUCAGAGAAACGCGGGCGAUGAUGGAGGCUCGAAUUACUGCUCUGAAGGCAAAGAGUCGUGAAUCCAUUGGCAUUACUCUGCGGGAAGCACAUACUCCGUCUGCCGAGGUUGAGAAGUUGCUCGCCCAGCUUGCAGAGGCAGAUGAGAGUGUGAAGGAAGAGGUUGAAGAGAGGAGUAGAGCAGAAGAGGAUCUCAGGAACACAGUCAAUGAGCUCAGGCAAUUGAGAAAAGAACUGAAGGAUACGAAGACACACAUUGUUAAUACGGACAACCUUUUGGAGAGAUUGAGCGAAUCUGAGCAAAUGCUAGCAUCCUCUAAGGCUGAAACAGCAAAGGCUAUUGAACAGCUUGAACAACUUGAGAUGGAGAAGACAGCCAUGGAUCAGAGCUACAAGAUUGAGAUUGCCCAGCUGAUGGAGUCCAUGGAUUGUCGAGAACAGGAAUUUGCACGCAGGGAGGCUGAACUAUCUAAAGAGGCCCAAGAGCUGCAUGUUAGAGUGGGGCUGCUCGAGGAUGAUCACGUCACAAUGCGUGAAUUUGAGGAAAUGCAUUCUGUCAAGGCAUCCAACAUGGACAUCCCAGGUGGGGAGGAAACCAGCAAAAGGGAUCAUAUUGCUGAGGAGCUGACGUUGUUGGUCCCUCAGUUGGAGAAAGAGAAAGCUGAGCUUGAAGCUAGACGUGAUGAACUCGAAAUGGAGAUAGCCAACCUCGUAGAAUUGCAGAGGAAGGAGAGAGAGUUGAGAGUGAUGACUGAGAAAGAGAGAGAUGAUAGGGUGGUAGAGGUAGAGGAGCUGAAGAGUGCGAUGUCGGAGAAAGGGUCAGUUAUUGUGGCGUUAAUGACGAAGCUGGAAGGGAAUGCAAAGGCUAUGGUAGCACGUCAAGAAGAGGUAGAUGGACUCCAGGUGAGGAUCGAGGAGAUGGAGGAGGAACGGAAAAUUGUUGAUGAAGAGCUGAAGGUUCUGAAGGAAGAGAUGGCCAAGGAGAGGAGCCUGCAGGAACUGAACAGUCCAAAGGACAUGGAAAUUGCUGUAAGGGAGGCAAGGAUGAAGCUUGAAGAGGAGCGUAAAGCAAGGCAUGCUGCCGAAAUUGGUCGGGAUGAGCUAGCAUUGGAGCUAUCAUCUCUCCAAAAGGACAUGGAAGAAGCUCAGAACACAAUAAAAAUGUUAAUGACUGAGCAGUCGCUCUUUAUGGCUGAACAAUUUUCUCCUCGAAUAUUGGGGGACAGAAUGGGUCGUCGCGUUUCCUGUGGAAUGCCAAUGCAUUCUCAGCGAAAUGAGUUGAGGGAGGCAAAGGCAGAGGCAAGAGAAGCGGAAGAGAGAGAGAGUUUUUUAAGAAACGAACUGCGGAGAACUCUGCAGCUGUUAGAGGUAAAAGAGAAGGAAAUCGGGCAAAUCCAGGGCUGUGACAAGGACUCCGAGAGGGACCUCUGUGGGUUCGUGUCUGAAACACAUGGGAGGAUGAGCAGCCUCGAGGGACAAAAACAGAUUGCAGGUGGAAAAGGGAGAUUGCAGGCAGAUGUUUCGGCUUUUAUGCAGGAGAAGGCUAAAGAUGAGGUAAAGAUUGCUGUAAAAGAGACUCAGACAGAUCCGUUACUGUCCCAGGAAAAGAUAGCUGAGAACCUGGAGGUCUUGCAAAUGGAGCUGGAAAGAGCUCGAGAGAGUGCAGCUAUGGCAGAGGCACGUGCAGAAGAUGCUUGCAAAAGCAAGUUGUCUGCUGAGCUGGAAGUGGAAUGGUUAACAGACCAGAUGCGGAAUGCUGAACAGAAGCUAGCAGACGAAGAGAGGUCGAAGAAGAAUUUGCGAAGUGUUAUCUUCCAUCUCAGAGCAUUGUGCAAUGAUGGUGAUGAUCCCGUUAGUGCAGAGGACCAAGAUGAUGAUGCAGUGUGGCUAGUGGAGAUGGUUAGAGAGAAAAUGGACAGGCUAAAGAAUGAGGUAGCGAUUAUGAGCCAGAAGAAGCAGGAUUGGGAAAUUUAUGAAGAACGGAAGAAAAAUGAGCUGGAGGCUUUGAUGGCUAGAAUCUGUGCUUUGCAGACGGAUCUUGUGGAUGUGGAGCUGAGAGCGAGCCUUGCAGAAGAUCUUGCAAGGAGAGAGCAGGCAAGAGCCUCCAAACUUGAGGAGGAGGUUGCAAAGGCGGAUGUGUGGAAGGUUUCGUUGGAUGCCCAUGUUGAGGAGAUUGAUCACAUGAGACUGUCUGUGAAGGAGGAUGGAGAGGAGAAGAAGUCCGGUUGGAAGGGAUUGGCCCACUCACUUUCGAAAAUAGGGAAGAAGGACAAGUCGUUUGAGAAGCUUAAGGUGAUGAUUGUCUCAGCGAAGCAGGAAGCAAGGAGGGUUGAAGAGAUCAAGGAAAAGGAGGUAAAGGCGGCCAUACAGAGGGCGGAAACUGCAGAAAGAGAGAUGGCUAUUGCUCAUGCGUCAAAGAAAAAGAAGGAAAUUGAGCUGCAAGUCCUCUUAUCACAAGUCGAAGACCUGAGAAGCGAACUUCGGAAGAAAGUUUCUGAAAUUUGUGUGUUGAGGAAUGCAUCCAAUGACUCUUCCAGCCUAGGUCCGUCGUGUUUGAAGAGUGAGGAAUCAAGCAUUAGUGAGAAAUUGCAUUCUUUGGAGGAGGAGCUUGAGACAGAAAGACGAAAGACAGGAGUGCUUGAGAUGGAGCUGGACGAGAUGAGAGCAACUGCCUUGGAUGCAGAGCUUGUGAGGAGAGAGGCAGAAGCAAUGGUGGGGAGGGAAAAAGCUUUGAAAGGUGAACUGGUGGCCAAGACGAAGAGGAUAGAGGAAUUGGAGCUGGAGAUGGUGGAUCUGAGAGCUGUAGUAGGGGAAAUCGAGGAAAUAAGUCUUGAUCAGGAGAAAAUGGUUGAGAGGGAAAAAGCACUGGAGGAGAAAUUGGAAAGCAAGUGCAGGAGGGUUGAGGAACUAGAACACAUCCUAGCUGCCAAGGAGGAAGGCAGGCGAAAUGAUCAGAAUCAACUUGGCAAUUGGGGAAAGCUGCUGAUGGAGUUGACUGACACCCAGGAAGAGAGAAAUAGAGCAAUGGCGGAUCGGGAAGCUCUCAGAAGAGAACUUGAAGUUGUUACGGCUCAGGCUAAAGAGAGGGAAUUCAUUGCAAUGGAAGCGCAGGAGAUGGCAAAGCAGUGUAAACAAGCUGCAGACAAGAAGGAGGCGGAACUAAAAGCAGCCUUACAGCUGCAAGAGGAAUUGCAGGCAAGAGCUACAGCUCUCGACUUGCAGGUCAAUAAAUUGAAGGCAUGCCAGACUCUUCAAAGAGGGGGACAGGAGCAGUGUCUGUCAAGACGGCAAACUCUUUCACGAGGAACACAGGACCAAGAGAGAACAAUGCCGUCUCAGGACAUUGAUAAGUCACUCGCAAGAGUGCUAUUUAGCACAUCACCUGUAUCUGCAAACACAUCUGCUCGGCCUGUGAACUGUGACGAAGAUCCCCGAACACUUUUUGUGCAGUUGCAGGAGACAACAUCGCUUGCAACAAAGCUGCAGAAAGAGAAUUAUGAUCUGCGCAAACGCCUGGUAGAGUCAGAAGGGAUGACACAUGAUGUCGUUCGCGAUCUCCUGGGGAUUGGGAGAGAGAGCAGUGCAAACUCACUGGUAGGCAUGACAAAGAAGCUGAGCCCACCACCAGUCAGCUCAAGGACUCUCUCAACCCCUAGCACAGCUGUUAGACAAACUCCAAGCACUGCCCAGUUCCAGCCAGUUCCUUCAUCUUUAAUUAAGGCAGGUCAAGAAAAGGUGCGACGGCUCAGCAUGGAAGCCAGAAUUAAGGACGAAGAACUAGCCCAAGUAAGGGCACGUUUGGACGAGUUCAUUUUGGAGAGGGAGAGAUGGUUGGAGGAAUUGAGUCAUCAGCGCACGGAAGCUUGUGCAGCACAUGUCUCCUCAGACAAACUUCGUCAGACGAAUCAUCUCCUAACAGCUCAGAAUGAGAAACUCAAGAUCCAGGAGGCCAACCUCCAGAAGCGGAUAGCGAGUCUAGAAGCAGAGGUUCGGAAGCUGUCUGGGCAGCAGAACUUGCACCAGCGGAUCCAUCAUCAUGUCAAGAUCAAGGAAGAGAAUCAAAUUUUGAAGACGAGAGUAGAGGACCUUGAGUUGAAGUCCCGGAAGGAAUCAAUGUACCUCCAGCGGGCACUGGAAGAGCUGGCUAAGCACAGGACAGCUCAAGGAAAGCCACCAGGGUUGAAUAUUGAUGAGGAGCAGCGGCUACGGAGCAAAGUGGAGGAACUUGAAGAUGAAAAGCACCAAAUUGCGAAGAACCUUACCAAUGUCUGCCUUGCUAUUUUCCGGGCAUCAAAGGCAUCCGUUACUGGUGUUCCCUCUCCGCAUGGAGCUAUCGAGGCCCUGCAAGUCAUGGUGUCACGGAUGGAAGCCACGGAACGAGAACUUGCUGACCAGAAAUUCAAGGUUAGGUUACAGAGUUGCCUUGCUCCAGCACCGGCCAGCAUUGCUCCAGUUACGAACCCCGAUGAUCACUGAGACUGCCCCCGCAAACAGCUCCCCAGAUCUCUUUACCAGGCCUCACGCCCCCACUAAUCUAGGUCACAGAGUUGCGCCACCUGGCUC